AUGUCAACAGCAGAACCACCUGCUAAGAGUAAGCCAACCGAUUGUAAUUUAUGCGUAAAAUGUCAAUAACAUAUAAUAAAAAAGGAAAAACUGACGAAACCAAUGGUUGUGUCUACAUAUGAAACAUUUCUACGAUAUGUUAAUGAGAGAUUUGAAACUGGAAAUCCUGAUUAUAUCGGAGUGUCACAAAGAUUGAAGCUCACCAAAUGAGCUUCUAGAAUUAGAGGCCCAAUGGCAUCACAAUUGCUAUUGUGAAACAACAGAUAAAAACAAGCUUGAAAGAGAUAAGAAGAGAUACCAAAUGGAUAGCAAAAAUAACCUCAAGGGAAAAGGGCACCCUUCUUCAGGUUCUGUUUCUAGUAGAUUGACCAGAUCAGGUAAAGAGAGUUUUAAUCAAGAUGCCUGCUUUUUUUGUCAAGGAAGUGAUCCUGAGACAGCUAGAGAUGCAAUCCAUUCUUGCCGAAGUAAAAACAGUGCAAAUUCCAUCAAAGAAAUUGUAGAUAAAAGUGACAAAGCUAAAUGGAAGGUCCAGUUAGCGGAUAUAUUAGCCGAGGAUGAUUUCCUUGCCAGAGACAUAGUAUACUACAAAAGCUGCAAAACUAAAUAUUGGCGAAAACAUUUUUGAUCACUUAAAUGAGAUUGUAGAUUCUGGGGAAUACAUUACCACAGUUGAAGUUGAAACAUUAUACAAAAGCAUGAUGCAUGAUCAUGGUAUAGACAAGCCAAUAACACGUAGAUCCUUGAUUUCCAAUAUCUCACAGAACAUGCCACACAUUGUAAUAUCCCAAUAUAAAGGGAGUUUACCAGGUGUCCUGCGUUCUAAGGAAGCAGGUCGUGAGGCGGUAGAUAUAGCUCGGAUGGAGAAAGACAUCAAAGGCGAUCUUGACCAAAUAUUCAAAUCAGCCAAAGUAAUCAGGUGGCCGGUUAUUAACGCAAGGAAAGAAUUCCCAUGGGCUUUUACGGGACACCUUGAUGGUUCUGGUGAGAGUGGUGUACCUGUGGAACUGAUGAUGAUGACCAGGUGGAUCUUGCAAUGAUCUCAAGUGGCUACAGCCAAUUCUAGAAAUCUAGUUUUACGUAAAUCAUGUGCUAUAAUCUCGCAAAUUAUUAUGCAAGAAUUAAUGACUAAAUGACAAGUUAUGCAUGAAGCAAAGUCAGAAUCCGAAUUAUCGAUGUUUCGUCGACAAUACAAAAAGCCCGUUUGCAAUUGGCCUAUCGCUCUGGAUGUACCACAAGCUUCGGAGCCAGAAAGCAAUAAAUUUAUUUAGUAAUGUUCUAAUGCAAUGCAGGAGAACAUCAAAAUAAAUGGUGUUUUCUUGCCACUGGGUACAGUAACAGGUCGAGAAAUACGGGCUGCCGCAGAUAAUGUUGACAAGCAAGUAGACACUUGUGAUGGAAAGAAUAGCUUCCAUGCAAUGGAAUCUAGUGUCUUCCAGCCAAAUUGUAAUGGUAAGAGUGCAGUGGAACAACUUGACCUUUAGAAGGUUUCUGCUGGCACACUUAGCGAUAUUCCCAACACCUGCAUCAAGAUCGAUGAAUGCAACAUAGCAGGCAGUCCUAAACCAUGCACUAGCCCUUGUUACAGUUCUUACAAAGUGAGAUUUCAUGCUGACCACUUCGACAACACGCUGGUCAAUGACAUUGAAUGGAUAAUAUCAAGAUAUUUUAAUCGAUCAUCCCAAUCCAGUGGACACCCAAGUUGCUGAUCAACGAGUUCCAGUGUGGUCAGCAUACAACUCCCUUGUAAACACACCAGAAUCUGGACAGGAAUCAUCUAUCAUCAUUGACAAAGCAUAUGCUCUGCCAAUCAUUAAUACCCCGGCUCAUGAAUGGUCCACCUUAGUUACCACGCUAAAUCAACUGUGUAUGGUCAACCGAUUAGUAUCAAAGAAUGAUGGAAAGCUGAUAGGGCAUUUGACAUGGAUCUCCACAAGCAAGUGUUGAAGUUGGAGUAUCUUGAUUCCCAAUACAAAGAUAAGUGGGUAGUGUGUCCAGGAGCUUUCCAUACGGCAGUUUGCGCUCUAAGGUGCCUUGGAGAAACAAUCGAAGGCAGCGGUAUCGACGAGGCAUGGGUAGAAGCAGAAGUGUACAGUUCUGUCACUGUGGACCAGGUUAUCAAUGGGAAUCACUACAGAAGGGCAUUGGAGGCUCACAAAGUCACACUCCAAGUGCUGUUCAACCUUUGGAUUAAAGCAUUCUUUUCAGAGUGACCUGCUGUACGAAGAAGCCUGUAUUGAGCAAGUUUCCAGAGCAUAUGUGUGUUGAAGCAGGGCGUUUGUGAAGCUCACUUUUCACUGAUUGCCACACUCGAAUCUAUUAACAUUGACAAGCAACUAGCUGAGUUUGAUGCCAGACAUGAGGCACAUCCCAUGUUUCAAUGGGCAUGGAUGUACAUGCGCCAAGUCAUUGUUUUGCUUCAAUUCCAACAUGCUAUGCACCAAGGAGAUUGGUUUCUGCAUCUGUCUUCUCCCGAAAAACUGAGACAAUGGUUGGGAUUCCAAAGCAAAAUGACACUGAACAUCACCACCUGAAUCACACUACAGUGGUAUGCCAAGAACAGGAUAUCGCAAAUCUGUCUUGUGUGCUUUCACCAUGUAACAUUUUCACUUCAGAAGAAACAAACUUGUUCAAACACAUGACAAAAGAGAUUAUUCCAAAACCUAUUAAGGAAAGCAUUUUAAGCAUGGAAGCUCGUGGGACAUUUGUGAUGAAGAAAUUUGUUGAAGAAAGAAUAAGCAGAGAAACCAAUCUAUGGGACAAAAUGACAAAGUCCAAGUUUCUAUCAUGGAAUUCCUCAGGCAAAGAGAUUAAACUUCAAGCCAAAUCAGAAGUCACCACUCUUCGCGCAACCACAGGUCUUAUGUCCAUACUGCUCAUCAUUGCACAAUCAGCUUGUGAGGUGACAUGGAAGAAGUCAUUGGAACCUACAAGUUUGCGACUACAAACCACACGUUGAUGAAGCUUGAUGGAUCUGUUCACCCAACCUUAAAUAAGAGUAGCAUUAUUGCAGUUCUGGAGGAUCUCCCAGCACAAGCUUGAACAGCCAAACUGAAUCUCCUUCACGAGAGAACAACCAGAACACAGAUGCUGCCCUGAAGAAAUAUAGGAAAACUCGAACUAUCGUAAGCGAACGCUGCGUGAAAUAAAUCAAACUAUCAAAUAGCUAGUUCGAACGAAACAUCGUGACUACUUACUUAAGAUUAAGGAGUCUUUCCGCAGCAACCCCAAACUGUUCUGGAGCUAUCAUAAAGCUGUUUUUCAUCACCGGUCAACUCAAAACACUGUCAUUUCACAUAACGGCAUUGUGGCAAAAACAUCUACUGAGAAAGCCGGACUUUUUAAUUCCUACUUCUCAUCAGUUUUCCAACCUUCAACGACUAAUCAAACUACUAAUUCCCGCAAUUCUCAACUACGAACCAAUUCACAACUAAGUGAGAUCACGCUCGAUGUCGAAGAAGUUGUAAACAGUCUGUUGAAUCUGAAUGUCUCAAAAGCUAGUGGCCCUGAUAGAAUUUCUACCUGCCUUCUGAAAGAAUGUAGUCAUCAAAUCGCUCCAAGCCUUUGCACUCUUUACAACCAUUCACUAAGAUCUGGACAUAUUCCUUCUGAGUGGAAAUCAGCAGAUGUUACUCCAGUGCACAAGAAGAAUUCCAAAGAAGCAGCUGUGAACUACAUACCAAUCUCGCUAUUGCCCAUCAUUAGUAAGACCUUAGAACGGUGCAUUUACUGGAGAUUUUAUGACCAUGUUGUGAACCUUAUCAGUCCAUCUCAACAUGGUUUUCUGAGAAAUCACUUGUGUGUCACCCAAUUCCUGUCAGCUUUCCACUCUAUCGGGCAAGAUCUAGAUAAGAAUACUCAGACUGAUGUCUUGUAUCUGGACUUCGUUGACCAUAAUAUCUUACUGGAUAAGCUGUGUUGGUACGGCAUGACAGGAUCUGUUCUUGAUUGGUUCGCUGACUAUUUAAACGGUAGGACUCAGAGAGUUGUUGUGGAUGGAGUAGCUUCUGCAUGGUCAUCACUUCAGUCACUUCAGGUGUCAGUCACUUCAGGUGUGCCUCAGGGAAGCAUUCUUGGAGCAGUUUUGUUCGUUAUAUUCAUUAACGAUCUCCCCGACAUCCUACAUAACGGAACUGAAAUUGCCCUGUUCGUGGACGAUACGAAAAUUCACAGACAUAUUAUCUCAACUCGCGACUGUGAAAGCUUACAACAUUCAUUGGUCAAGUUAGAUAUGUGGAGUAUGGAAAACAAUCUUGUCUUCAAUGCCUCUAAGUGUAAAGUCCUCACCGUCACACGAAAGAAAACACCUAUCAUCUACGAAUACACCCUUGGGACCGAAAAGCUAACUCGGGUUGACCAUGAAAAGGACCUUGAUAUUGCAACUACUACAAAACUCUCAUGGAAACUACACAUAAACACCAUUGUUGCGAAGGCCAACAAAAUGUUCGGUAUACUUAAAAGAACUUGUACUAGUAUUACAGACAUGAACACCCAGCAAACUUUGUAUCUAUCACUUGUGAAGUCCCAGUUGUUGUAUGCUUCGGAGGUGUGGUCACCAGUUAACAAAGUUCAGCUAUCAAGACAAGUAGAGAAAGUCCAACGGAGGGCAACCAAGUGGAUACUAAUGAACAGAGAGAUGCCUUACAAAGAACGGCUGUCAUCGUUAAACCUGCUACCAUUAAGUUACGAUAGAGAAAUGAAGGACUUAACAUUCUUUUAUAAAGCUUUAUUUGGUUUUAUAAACGUGAACUUGAGUAACUAUGUGUCAUUUGUCAGCAAUGGUCGUACUCAAUUGAGUAUUUCCUCUGAGUAUAUCCUUCAAAACCCGCUGUGUAAAACUACCACUUUUCAAUCCUCCUACUACAACCGUAUAGUCAAUAUCUGGAACACUGUAUCUCAAGAAGUAUCUCUUGACAGUUUCUCUAGACCUAGUUCUUUUAAAUGUUAUCUCAAGCACAAAUAUUCAAUCUUAGUGAACUCUAUUUACGACGGACGUGUCUUGCACGUGGUCUUUGACUCGGGACUGUCCUUGCCACAGGUCCUAACUGUUUAUUAACAUUAUGUAAUAAUAAACGUUUAACUUAAUAAUACCAUUAUAUAAUAUAUGAUAUAAACAUAACACAGCAUAAUAUAGUUUGUAAACCUUGAGUUGGUGCAUUUACGAUUUGUACCAGUUGUUUCCCGCGGUUCGUUCAUUAAAUAGGAAUACAAUGCAUUGUGGGAACCAACUGGGGGAUUUACUAACCCUUGAUUUUUAUGAGGCAUAUGCACCUCCGAGGUUUACUAGAACAGUAUAGAUUUUCAAUUAGAACAGUAGUAAAUUUUUACUAAGUGUGGGCAGGUGCCUUGCAUGGUUCUUCGAGUCCCAUUUGUGCCUCGCCCAUUUAGGGUCUCUGAAUAAUUCACUUUAUAAUUAGACUUUGUACAUAUACUGUAGUGGACCCUAAUAAAGACAAUAAUAAUAACAACUAUGUCGUCAAGGUUUCACUUAAAGCAGCGACACGAAAUCGAUGCAGGGGAAGUAAGGCACCUGUAAAAGGAUAUGUCGUGGAAGAUGCUACUAAAAUAAAAAAUGUUAAAUCAUUUCUUGGAAGUACUACUACGAAAGCAAAUCUUACACUCUUUUUAGCGAGGAAGUUAAUAGAUCACGCUAAAGUACACGUCAUUACAGCAACACAUCAGGCGGUUAUGUCAAACAGAGCUGGCAAUAUCACUCCUGGUGUUAGCACUCGAGAAGAAGCAGAUACGUUGAUGAUCUUACAUGCAGUGGAAGCAGCAAAAGCGGGGUCCAUUGUUCAUAUAUACAGUCAAGACACAGAUGUAUUGCUUCUUGCUUUGAGACGUGUUCCUCUUCUUGGUGAACAAGCAGUACUGUUGAUGGGCACAGGUGAUCGACACUGUCUAGUGUUAUUGAAGCCGAUUUAUGAUUCACUUGGAGAACAGAAAGCGAAGGUGUUAUGCAAAUGCCAUGCCUUAACUGGCUGCGAUACGACAGGCUAUAUUCGGGGAAAGUCAAAGAAAGCAUGUUUGGAAGCAUUUUUGAAGGAAAGACCCAGUAUUGUUUCAGCCAUUUCCUCUCUUGGAAUUGAAAGUGGGUUUAGUGGGCCAUCUGAAGACAUAAUCGAAGGCUGCAUAUCAUUUCUAUGUGGUCUUUUUCAUAAGAAAGGUAUUGAAGCCACAAGCCCACACAGUCUUCGAUGGACCUUGUUCAAGCAACAGAGAAUUGACAAAGGUAUUGAGCUACUACCACCAACCUAUGGAGCAUGGAAAGAGCAGAUUAUGCGAGCGCAUUGUCAGUGUGUGGUAUGGGAACAAGAUCUUAUUGCCUGUCCAACGACAAUAAACCCACUUAUGUUUGGCUGGAUAAAAGAAGAUGACUUGUUCCCCAGUUAUCCAAGAUUCCUCCAGCCCCAACAGCCGUUGUCGAAUUGGUGAGAUGUGCCUGUGGUGCCAGUAAUCCGAGUGCAGUAAAUAAGUGCACUUCCGAGAGAUACAAG
Molecule: messenger RNA, 6494 nt
Organism: Paramuricea clavata
Lineage: Eukaryota; Metazoa; Cnidaria; Anthozoa; Malacalcyonacea; Plexauridae
Source: the annotation of a GenBank genome assembly